Messenger RNA from Macrosiphum euphorbiae (potato aphid), 324 nucleotides. The record is from the annotation of a GenBank genome assembly. NCBI's taxonomy places the organism in Eukaryota, Metazoa, Arthropoda, Insecta, Hemiptera, Aphididae.
AUGCCGAAUUUAAUUGAGGCAACCAUUAUUAACGGAAAAUACGCAGGUGAAAAUGUAUGUAUUCCUCGAAUACCAAUGAUUCCGACUGAUCUUCCGUUUGACUUCAAACGAUUGCAAUUCCCAGUUCGCCUUGCGUUCGCAAUGACAAUUAAUAAGUCGCAAGGCCAAUCGCUUAGUGUUUGCGGGAUAAAUUUGGAAAAUCAUUGUUUUUCACAUGGACAGUUAUACGUUGCGUGUUCACGAGUUGGGAAACCAUCCGCUUUGUUUGUGUUAACGUCAAACCAAAAAACAAAAAAUGUGGUUUACCAAAGAGCACUACAAUGA